Messenger RNA from Tarenaya hassleriana, 443 nucleotides. RefSeq lists its product as uncharacterized. NCBI's taxonomy places the organism in Eukaryota, Viridiplantae, Streptophyta, Magnoliopsida, Brassicales, Cleomaceae. The transcript has 2 exons. Bases 17 to 373 code for a protein of 118 amino acids. The record is from RefSeq and is a predicted model, not a curated record.
UCCUUCUAUCCUCACCAUGGCCUUUCAAAACGCACCGUAUCACGCACAAAAGCCACCACCACCGUCAUCAUCAUCGCCACGGCCGUGCUUGUGCUCGCCUACAACGCACCCUGGCUCUUUCCGGUGCAGCUUUCACAGGAUCGUUUCCCGCAAAUACGUGCCACGAAGAUCGACGGCUGACAACGCCGCCACGUCGGAUUGGUGGACCCUGUCCACGUCGAGGAAAGCGAGUGCUCUGAAGGCUUUGUUGCUUCAGAUCAUAAACCCUUCGAACCAUCGGCUUCGGAGACGGAGGAAUUUUCAGCCAAGGCCUUCGAGGUUCUAUACGAAUAGCAAUACAAAUGGAUAUAAUAUUGGUGCAAAAGAAAGUUGAGGAAAUUUUUUUUUCAAAAUAGGUUUCAUAUCUAUUAUCUUGUUGUGAUAAUAUGUUGUCUGAUUUAAGA